Molecule: messenger RNA, 4236 nt
Organism: Cladocopium goreaui
Lineage: Eukaryota; Dinophyceae; Suessiales; Symbiodiniaceae
Source: the annotation of a GenBank genome assembly
AUGCAAGCUAGGUUAGCUGACAGUGCCGCAGGUACCUACUCAGGGGUAGCAGUAGUUGCUAAAGUUCCAUCACGCGCACUUUGCGCUGCCUGGCCGCCUGACCUUUUCCAGACCGGCCGAGUUCAGAUCGUGGGCAGUUUGCUCAACAAUGUUUGGGUCACCGGUGCAGUAAUGUAUGGGUACCCCCAAGGUAAGAUCCACCAUAAUGCCUUGGAAAGGACUUCAGACAUGCUUGCUUUUUUGGUUGACCAUCUCACUACAGUGGCAUCUGGACCCCGAUACUUGUGUGGUGAUUGGAAUUUUGAAGCCGCCCAACUGCCCAUCACCCAAAAGCUCCUGCAACUUGGAUGGAAAGAAGUGCAAGACAUCCAAUACCAUCGCACGGGCCUUAUGCCACAAUGCACGUGCAAACGGAGCACACAAAAAGAUGUCCUUUGGCUUUCUCCCGAACUUGUGGCCAGUUUUGUGGACCUGAACAUUGAACACGAUCGCUUUCCUGAUCAUUCGGUGCUCAAAGCCACCUUCAGCCUGAGUUCUGAACAUGCCCUUAGGUUUCUAUGGCCAAUGCCACUGCCUGUGCCAUGGCCAAGAGUUCCAGACCUGGAGCAUCCGGUAGCCUUUGACACUGCACCGCCCACGCAACAAUACCAGAAGCUUUGGACUUCCAAAGAAAGCUUGGCGGCCUCUGCACUAGGCGAUCAAUGGAAUCCUUCCAUGCAAGGCCGAGGCCAACGCCUGGCACCUACCCAGCGUAAGGGUUGGACAGCCCCACCCAAAAAAGGCCGGAGCAUAGAUGCUCAACCCAUGUUCCAUGGAUACAAUGUCCAACAUGCCAGGUGGAUGAAACAACUUCGCCGGCUGCAGAACUACAUGCGUUGGGCUCAGCAUCACUAUGGACAUGCAUCCAGUGAAGAAGCUCUUCAUGGCCUAUACCUGUGGAAAAGCAUUCUCAAUGCGCAUGGUUUCGGCAGUUCUUUCCAAACAUGGUGGCGCUCACGAGAGUCCAUUGGACUUGGUGACCCUGGAUUUGUCCCGGAUUUUCCCCCACCUGCUGAUGUUGCCCAGGCCAUAGGUGACAUUUUUCAUAGUGAAGUUGCCAUCUUGGAAAGAAAACUUAGUGCAGCCAAAAAAGCCACCAGGAUCAGCCAGCACCAGCGUGAUGCCAAUCUUAUCUACAAGGACACCAAACGCACCCCACCGGAGCCAGUAACCAGUUUGCUGAUCACCCAAAGGGCCGUGGUGACUGAGAUUGAUGACCAAGAUUGCGCAGUGGAUUUUGAACCACCGAGUUGUUUCGAUGAAUCCAAGCCAGUGCUAGUUGGCCACAAAGCAGUGCCAAUUAUCCAUGCCACCGAGAAUCGCCUUUACCUUGAAGACCUGUCUUCCAUGCAACCUGAGACAGUUUUGCACCAAGCCCAGCCACUUGGAUCUCUGCCUGAGAUUUUUGCAGCGUUUCACGAACAAUGGCAGCAGAGGUGGUGUCGUCACGACGAUAUUCCACACAGCAGGUGGCAACCCCUGAUCGACUUUGCCAGAGCCACCAUGCCCAGACAACCAGUUGAUCCGUUGCGUUUGACACCAGAGCUUGUUCGCGCAGAAGCCGCUGCCAAAAAGACCCAUGCUGCAACUGGAUUGGAUGGCGUCAGUCGAUUGGACGUUGUACAGGCCGAUGAUAUCAUGCUGAGGAGCAUUUGCUCUAUGUACACCCGAGCAGAGACCACAGGUGAAUGGCCAGCUCAGAUCACAACCGGCCGUGUGGCUUCCUUAGCUAAAAAGGAAGGAGCAGCUACCACCAAUGAGUUCAGACCUAUAACCAUCUUUUCUAUGCUCUACAGAGUGUAUAGCAGCCUUCAUGCCAGAAUGCUCCUGCAAUGGUGCGACCAGUGGGCACAUCCAGAUGUCCACGGAAACAGGAAAGCCCACAGUACAACACAUCUGUGGCGCACCAUUGUUGCAGACAUUCAGGUUGCCUAUGACCAAAGCCGAACGUUGAGCGGCCUGACGGCUGACAUCGAGAAAUGCUUCAAUUGCCUUCCACGUUGGCCCAUCCUUGCAAUUGCCCUUCAUGCUGGUGCACCCGCAUCAGUCCUUUGUGCCUGGGCAGGAGCCCUUGCCAGCAUGACCCGACGUUUCAAGGUUCGUGACUCCUACAGUGAAGGCUUUCUCACGAGCACUGGACUUGCCGAAGGCUGUGCCCUUAGCUGUUUUGGAAUGCUGUUGCUGGACGACUUGUUGCACAGGUACAUCCAAAUGCAAUACCCUGCCAUCAGGGUUCUCAGCUUUGUGGACAACUGGGACUUUUUGACUUGGGAUCCCACAGUUGCCGAGCGCCAACUAGAUGCCUUGUUGGAUUUUGCCCAGCUCACUGACCUUACGGUCGACCGCAAGAAAACGUUUGGAUGGUCCACGUCCGCCGAGGUCAGAGCCGCCAUGCGUGCCAGUGGUCUCCCAGUUUUGCACUAUGCUCGAGAUCUAGGUGCUCACAUUGGCUUCUCACGCCAGCGUACCAAUCGCACCGUCAUGGACAGACUCGAAGGGCUUCAACCCUUUUGGCAGCAACUCAAGCAGAGUCGUGCCGGCUUCAAAUCAAAACUCCGUGCCUUACGCACAGUAGCAUGGCCGCGUGGCCUCUAUGCCAUUGAAAGUGCCCCGGUGAGCUUCAGUACGUGGACGACACAGAGAAGGCAGGCGGUCCAGGCCUUGCACUUUGACAAGGCAGGGAUUAACCCACUGCUGCUGCUUGGCUUGGUUGAAGCCUAUGUUGACCCUGAGUUUGUCGCUGUCCUCCGUACGGUUUCGGAAGCUCGACUCCACAGCCCUCUGGACUUUUGGGCGGGUGAACUGUUCCCCUUGGCCAGUGGAUUUGUGGAAAGUCCCCCGACGUCCUUGGCGACGAUCUUGCUGGACCGUGUCCAUAAGCUUGGCAUUGUCAUCCAUCCUGAUGGUCAAUGCGAAGACCAAAUCGGAAAGUUCCAUCCAGGCCUUGUCAACCAUACCGAGAUGUGUCACCGCCUGCACUGGCAGUGGAAUCAGUACGUGGCCAGCCUUACUGCCUAUCGUAAAGACUUUGCAGGGCUCAACAUGGUCGAUGCGACUGCCACUCGACAGUGCCUUGCCAAAUUGGCACCAGAUGAUCAAGCUUACUUGCGUGUCAGCUUGGCUGGUGGACUUUUCACACAAGAUGCUCACAAGCAUUGGAACGACCAAGCCGGUCACUGCAAGUGGUGUGGCCAAGCACACAAACGAUUGCAUCAGGCGACCAGCCAACACGAUGCGUGGAUGAUUUGGCACAACAAUCAGGUUGAUGCGGUGGCAAAAAGGGCUAAUUUGGCCCGAUCACAGGAGUUUUGGAAGUGUUGGCAGGUACAUGUGGAUGCAGUACAGACAGCAGCAGUCCUACAUAGGCAGGUGUGUGAGCUACACUUGGCAGUGGCUAAGCGUAGCACACAGGCUGAUCGUGAGCAGACGUUGGAUGAUGUGGCACCACCGGUUCAGCGACCGACCAGAACUUUUCCUAUGAAGUUUGACAAGGGGGAGUGGACAGGUGAAAUGCCUCUUGCCUUCGCCAAUGAAUACGGCGCUGGCCUGGCACAGAGAAUUGUGCAAUGGUGGCUUGCGCGUACAUCAGGUACAAGUGUGGGACCGGUGAGGUGGAUCACCUUCGCACAUUUGUACGUUGAUUACCAACUUGCAUGGGGCUGCCCAGGACCAGUCAAGAGUGGAAAAAGAUGGCUUGAUCCAUCAACCAGGCCUUAUCUCGAUCCAGAGCGACAUCCUUUUCUCCAUCGACUGAAAUGGUUCAAACGCUGCUUGAAGGUUCUAUGGAAACACACCCAUCAGACCGAAGGAUUGGCGUUUUGCCGUGGCGAAGGAGACAGCAUCCAAAGUUUUGUGGCCACAGCAUCACUGCAAUGGUGUACUGCUAGCUGGGCCGGCGCGGAGCUGUGGUUGUCCCAGGAGCUCGAAAAGCCUUGCCUCAGAGGCACUGAUAGCUUGAAGGCGUUGCCCCUUGCGAAAGCACAAGGUCGAUACGCCAUUUCAAGGGAAGCAGGCCGCAUGUCCGCCAAGUACAGCGCAGUGGCGGAGAGAAUCAGCGAAGCCUUACCCACGAUCAAGAAGAUGGAGCAGAUGGCAGCGGCUCGCGCGGUCUGGGUGCAUCAACCCUUGCCUGUGACGGAGCCUCAAGAGUUGGUGAGCCUCACGGUGGCUCCUCCCCUUGCUGAGCCGGCGCAAUAG